AUGUCCCUUGAAUCCUACAGUGAGCGCCUGAGGGUCGCCCUCUCCGAGUCCGACCAGCUCGCCCUCACGCGCCUCCUCAACAACAUCACCUGGCUCAAAGCCGCCCACGGCGAGAUCUCCGCCGAGCUCGCCGCGCAGCACGACCUCCCCAACCUCGUCACCCAAAUCUCGCAGGAAGAAUCAUUCAGCGAGCCGCUCCGCCUCCAAGCCGACCGCCUCCUCUCCCGCUGGCGCCGCGGCGUCUACGACGCCCCGCACACGCCCGCGUCGCACCGCCAGACGGGCCCGGGCGGCCUCGGGCUCGUCGUCGGCGACAGCUGGCCCGACCGCGAGGCCAUGCACCGCGAGGGCGCGCACGCGUCGCUGCAGGCCGGCAUCUGCGGCGACCACAACUACGGCGCGUACAGCAUCGUGGCCAACGGCGUGUACCGCGACGACGACAAGGGCGACGAGAUAUGGUACUGCGGGACGGACGCCAAGGAAGAUCGCCGGCCCACGGGGUACACGAAGUACUUGAUGCGCAGCGUGGCGCUGGGGAAUCCGCUGCGGGUGUUCCGUGGCAAGGAUUGUCCGGGAAUGUUUGCGCCGCGGAGGGGGUUUCGGUAUGAUGGCAUGUAUCUGGCGGUGGAUAAGAGGCAGCCGCCGAGGAACUUUACGAAGCCGGCGAAGGGGGAGGGGAAUUAUGAGUUUUUGCUGAAGAGGGUGGAGGGCCAGCCAGCGAUCCAAAAGGAUAUGCCCGAUAACAUCACCCUGGGGCACUGGCAUGCGCAGAAGUUGGAGGCGGCGAGGGAGGGGAAUCGAAUGGUGGGGUAUUGA
This is a messenger RNA of Morchella sextelata, 816 nucleotides long. RefSeq lists its product as uncharacterized. The record is from RefSeq and is a predicted model, not a curated record. Lineage: Eukaryota; Fungi; Ascomycota; Pezizomycetes; Pezizales; Morchellaceae. The transcript has a single exon. Bases 1 to 816 code for a protein of 271 amino acids. Gene Ontology annotation, molecular function: ubiquitin protein ligase activity. Gene Ontology annotation, biological process: protein ubiquitination; negative regulation of gene expression via chromosomal CpG island methylation.